AGAUAAAAACAACCAUCGUCACGGUCAGUCUUGUUUCGAAGGUAUCAUAAUGCGGACAUCAAAAUUAAAACCAGUGUCAUAUUUAACGAAAGUCAACAAAAACUUCAUAAGAAAUGCUGCCGUUAACAGUGCGGCGACAGCAAAAGUUACAGAGGAAACAAUUAAAACAAUACAAGGAAAGUCAUGGCAAGAAAUACCGGGACCUAGUUCCCUGCCUAUUAUAGGGCAAUUGCAUCAUUUCCUUCCAGGAGGUGAACUACACAAUGCAACAUCAUUCGAAUUUGCGAAGAAAAUGAUUCUAAAGUACGGGCCCAUUACACGAUUAGAAACACUCGGUAUACCACCAGUGAUAUUUUUGGGAGAUCCCGAAAGCACUGCUCAAAUACUUCAUGGAGAUAACUGGUUACCAAUACGACCAGGGUUUGAGUCUCUAGACUAUUACAGGACUAAUUACAAAAAAAAUAAAUCAUCUGAACAUUAUGGACUACUAACAGACCAUGGAGAAAAAUGGAAAAAAUUUAGAUCAAAGGUCAACCCAGCCUUACUGCAACCAAAAACAAUCAAACUUUACAGUUCUGUUCUUGACGAAGUUGCUCGAGAUAUGAUUAAUAGACUGAAGUCUGUUCGAGGUGAAGACAAUAUGAUAAAAACAAGUUUUGACGUUGAAAUGAAUUUAUGGUCAUUAGAAUCCGUCGGCGUGAUAGCACUUGGAGACCGACUCAACUGUUUCGACCCGAAUUUGCCCGAAGAUUCACCAGCAAAGAAACUUAUAAAUGUUGUCCACGAAGUUUUAAUACUAGCUGAGGAAUUGGAUUUUAGGCCAAACCUUUGGAGAAUAUUUUCUACGCCAAAAUUUAAAAGGGCAAUGAAAGUAUAUGAGGAACAAGAAGAUUUGGCUAAAUAUUUUGUGAACAAAACAAUGGAAAAAUUUAAAAGCAAGAACGUAACCAAUGAUGAAGAAAAAAGUGUCUUGGAAAAACUACUGGAAAUAGAUGAAAACAUUGCGCAUGUAAUGGCAACUGACAUGUUAUUUGCUGGAGUGGAUACGACCUCAAAUACAAUUACAGCAAUACUUUAUCUACUAGCGACCAAUCCAGAAAAACAAGGAAAACUCAGAGAAGAAUUGAAGUCACAACAAGAGAAAAGACCUUACUUAAGGGCUUGUAUCAAGGAAUCACUAAGAAUGUUACCAGUUGUGUCUGGAAAUGCUAGGAAAACCACCAAGGAUUAUAAUAUAUUAGGGUACACCAUACCGAAAAAUAUGUUAAUCGUGUUCCAACACGAAAUAAUGUCCAGGAUGGAAACUCACUUUCCCAGACCCCACGAGUACAUCCCGGAGAGAUGGCUUGUAGGCAAAGAAGACCCGCUGUACUAUGGAAACGCGCAUCCAUUUGCCCACAAUCCUUUUGGAUUUGGUGUUCGCAGUUGUAUAGGUCGUCGCAUAGCGGAACUAGAAAUAGAAACAUUCCUUGCCAGACUGAUACAAAACUUUAAAAUUGAAUGGUUCGGACCACCGCUUAGGAUCAAGAGGACUUCUUUGAACUAUACGCUUCCACCCUAUAAUUUUAUUUUCAAAGAUGUGUGAUUGUGAAUUUAUAUAACAUUUUAAAAAUAAGUAUGAUAUGGGUGAAAUGUGAUUAUCUCAAGUAUUAAUUACAACGACUACAGCAGGCAAAUGCGUUUGACUACCACAUUAAGUAUUAUAGUCAUGAACAUAGUUUAAUUUAUAAUAUUAAACAAUACUAUUAUAACUAUAUAUUGCUCAACUUUAUUUAAAUAAGAAAAUAUUUUUAUAAUGACAUUUUAGAAUCCUAAAUACUAAAAUGAAAAAUUUUAAUUUCUCAUAGCUCGGUCACUCCAUAACAUACUCGAUCUGUAUAGCAUAAAAACGUAAAAAAUACUAUUUUUUUUUUUCAUUUUAAACAUCGGGUCGAGCAGUCGAAUUAUUAAAAGGUAUUUUUUUUUCAAUAUUUAAUUGCUUUUUUUAAAAUAAUCUAAAUUAUUUCUAUAUUACAGUCUUUAUACAUAUGCAUUUUAUUUGUUAUACAAGUACAUAGUUUUAUGUAAUUCCAACUUGUUAAGCAACUUCAACUACUAAAUCUAUUUCACAAAAAUGAACCAAUAACUUUAAUUCUGAAUCUAAAAAUUAUACGUUUUAUGUUAAUUCAAUACAUAUUUGUUACUUAUUUGUAAAACAUUUUAUUUUUAUUUGUACUAACAGUUUAUCAAUCUUCAAUCAUCAAUUCAAUCUUCUUAAUUUUUUUU
Galleria mellonella (greater wax moth) is the source of this 2265-nucleotide messenger RNA. Its product is annotated as cytochrome P450 CYP12A2-like. Bases 50 to 1585 code for a protein of 511 amino acids. Gene Ontology annotation, molecular function: oxidoreductase activity, acting on paired donors, with incorporation or reduction of molecular oxygen; monooxygenase activity; iron ion binding. The transcript has 10 exons. NCBI's taxonomy places the organism in Eukaryota, Metazoa, Arthropoda, Insecta, Lepidoptera, Pyralidae. The record is from RefSeq and is a predicted model, not a curated record.